AUGGGAAAGGGAACCUCGUUCGAGCGCCUACAGCGUGAUUCUCCCUCGUAUCGCGCCUACCUGGAACUCGAAAAGUUGCCCGACCGCGCUCCGGCAUUCGAAAACGACGAAGAUGGGCUGCCGCGUAUCGCUAUUGGGGAGCACUUUUGUCGCGUCCUGGGCGACGAUCGCCUGCUCUGUGGCGCCAGACUCUCCAACACAAACGCACUCCGCACGCAUCUCGAGGUUGUCCACCAAACAGACAUUAAGAAGCCGGGCAUGGGUUCGAAGAACACUACUGCAAUGUUCAAGGACGCUGAAGCAUUCUACGCUCGGUUGAUGGAAGACCAUGACGCACCGGAGGUAGUUGUCGAAGAGGCGAAAGCACCUGCACGCAAGACAUUGGGGAAGCGCAAGUCGAUUGUGAUCGAUCUGACUGACGAAAUUACCGAACCCGACGCCAAUGAACAUAUCCCACUGCAACCUACCACAGAGCCCCCGACCAAGAAGUCGCUAUCCACGGCACAUCCGAAGCAGAAGCUGGAGUUUGAGCUGAAGAAGAUUGCGCUCCGGAAGAAGAUGCACGCUGACGAGCUGCGAGAACUUGAUGUGCAGGAAGAGCUCGCGGAGUUGGAGGAGGAUUAG
Cercospora beticola is the source of this 624-nucleotide messenger RNA. RefSeq lists its product as uncharacterized. The record is from RefSeq and is a predicted model, not a curated record. Lineage: Eukaryota; Fungi; Ascomycota; Dothideomycetes; Mycosphaerellales; Mycosphaerellaceae.